Molecule: messenger RNA, 7084 nt
Organism: Anthonomus grandis grandis
Lineage: Eukaryota; Metazoa; Arthropoda; Insecta; Coleoptera; Curculionidae
Product: piezo-type mechanosensitive ion channel component-like
Exons: 42
Coding region: 78-6986 (2302 amino acids)
Biological process (GO): detection of mechanical stimulus; regulation of membrane potential; cellular response to mechanical stimulus
Cellular component (GO): plasma membrane
Molecular function (GO): monoatomic cation channel activity; mechanosensitive monoatomic ion channel activity
Source: RefSeq, a predicted model, not a curated record
AUGUCAAACUGACUGUUAUAAAAAAAACGACCAAAAAUGGUAUAAUCAUCCUAAUUUUAGCCUGAAACGUCUCUAAUAUGGCAAACUAUUGGUGGCGCGCAUUCCUUUUUAGGAUAGUUUACCCCACGGUAGCACUUUAUGCUGCUUUACAACGCCCUUCUGUCAUUUCUUUCGUGUACUUACUGUUGGCAUGUUACGCUCCAUUUUAUUCAGUGCCUUUUAUGAAAAACGUAAAAGGCCACAUGUUCAUGAAAAUAUCCACAUUGUGUUCCUUACUGACGUCUAUAUUCGUCCUAAGCUGUUACAUGGUUAUAUUCUUUCCUACUGAUAAGGAAUUUCGUUUAACGAACUGUAGUCCCUUAGAAACAUUAUUAAGAACAGUGGGUAUAGUAAACUUGGACGAACUAGAAUUAAACUAUAGUAUAAUAUGGAUUUUUCCAGAACCUCUUAUGUUGGUCACAUCUGUGGUGAUGUUCUUUGCAUUAAGGAAUGUUGCUGUGGACCAAUUUAUGUUAGAAGACGAAGAAACUGAUCUGAAAGAGAAAGAAGAGAGCCGAGUUAAAAUAUUGGGAAUUUUAACAUCGAUUGGGAAAUACGUGGUGACUUUUCUGUAUUGUAUUACGUCAAUACUAAGACCCUCAAUUCUGGGAGCAGUUUAUUUUUUAAUUUUCCUAAUAAUCAUAAUAUACUGGGCCCUAAAUAAUUCCUUAAAAAAAAAAUUCGCCAGAGUAUUAUGUGUAAUGCUACCCGUAUUGUUCACAAAUAUGGCUUGCCUUUAUUGGUAUCAGUUUCAAUAUUUCCAAGAUAGAAAAGACGUGUUUGAUCCCAAUGGGACAUUGAGAAGAUUAUUUAAUUUUGUUGAUCUGAAGGUCUAUAAAGAUUGUAAAAACCCUUAUAGUUUUAUCGUGCCGAAGCAACCUCAGGAAAUAUAUGCCGAACCUAUUUGCUUGUAUUUUUUGUAUUAUUUUAGCGUUUUGGUUAUAAGGCAAAUAUUUAAAGCAGAGGAUGGUAUAAGCAAUUUAAUACUAGAAUUUUUCCGCCGAGACCCUCAGUAUGCCAAAUGGAGAAGGGGCUUGGAUAAAAUUAGGAAAAUGAAAGAAGAAGACAGAAUUUUAAGAGAAGGAGGACGAACUAAAGCUGAAAAAUUUGGCCUAUUUGUGGAACAAGUCUUACAAUUCCUUAUUAACAUAUCGUACCUAAUUGGCAAUUUCUUGAUGAUGAUUUGGGCCAUAACCUUUGUGGGCUGGAAGGGUUUUAUUUUGCUCUGCUGGGCCAAUCUUAUAUGGCUUAUUCCAUUUAGAAAGAAAAUGAUGCUGUAUUCCAGUCCGUUUUUAGUUCUUUUCGUUAUUUUUUUAUCGGUUACAGCUUACGCAUAUACGAUCAAUUUAACAGAAAAGGAGCUGCCUUCGUAUCUCGGUGUGAUGAAUUUAGCAGAAGGUACCUCACGUGUUAUAAAUGAGGGUGGUAGAUAUAAGAAUUUAUUACUGCGAUCCCUUUAUGCGAUCUUAAUGUUAUUUAUUCUACGUCAGCUGUUCCAAGAAAUCGCGGUAGCCAAACUCGAAAGAGAACUUAUUCAAUUGGCAGGAUCAAAUACUGCAUCCCUUGUAUCAACAAAUUCUUAUCGCGAGCGAAAACAUAAGCUGGAAAAGUUUCAAUCGAUCGCCCUAAAACUUCUGGCAUAUUUUUGGUUAUAUGUUGUAAUAAUAUUAAUGAUUUGGAUGAACUUUUGGACGGCAACCAGCUUGUUUAGGAUUGUUUUCGUUGGAUUAGCCAUUAUCGUAGUCAUGGUGUUCCAAAUAUUUCCUUAUACAUUUUUCAAGAAGUUCCUGAGAGGUUACUGGUGGGUGGUGAUCUUAUACUCAACCUUUAACUUACUUGUCCUUUACGCUUAUCAAAUAAAAGUUAUAAGAAAUUUUAUGCAUAUAUAUGUAAAUCAAGGACUUUUUAAACAGUAUGGCUUUGAGGUAUCUACCCGCAAAAAGGAGUUAGGACUGGCACUUGCGAACCCUUUGUUUUUUCAAUUGGCGGUGGUGAUUCAGCAACAUUAUUUGCAAGAUACUUUUAAUGUACUCACUUCUCCUAGAGAUCCUGCAGAUGUUAGAUUUGAGGAGGAGCUGUUUAGACAGCAAGAAGAUACCUGGUUUAAAAAAGUAAGAAUUGCCUUGACAGCAAUAAAAAACACCAUAUUUGGCGUCAUGGAACUUCACAUGCGUAAAAUUUGUUUACUAAUUGGAUGGUACAUGUGCAUAUUCGAACUGUCAGCCCUAUUUGUCCCGGUCGUUUUGCUUUUUACCAUUUCCUGUAUAUUUACCAGUAAAUUCAGGGAUUUUUCGAUUUAUUUUGUCUCGUGUUUCCUGCAAGUUCUUAUAAUCAUGCGCCUGCUUUAUAUGGUUUUGGAUACACAACACGACAAAUAUAAUUUUGUUGGUUACUAUACACGCAAUGGUAAGACGUACAAUAAAACUUUAAACACCAUGGACUGGAUAGGAUUUCAUAAAUCCGGAUUAGGUCCUAGAUAUUCGGACUUUCAUCAAAUAUCGUUGAAUUUUUAUUUUAUUGCUGCGGUCACUUUAAUGCGGGUUUGCACUAUUAGAAUGAGUAACUAUAGAGUAUCCAGGGAAAUCCCAGAUAAGGUUAAACUGGUUCUCUUUCCUGAAGUGACUUAUGAGAAUUAUCAUACGAGUGUUAUUGACUUAAUAAAGUUUUGGGUGAAUUAUUUCUUCUAUAAAUUUGGGUGUGAGAUUUGCGCUAUUGCUUGCAUAAUAGUAAUAUGGGAACGCAUGGAUUUUAUAGCUUUAUGUUUCUCAGUAAUGACACUAAUAAUUUAUGCCCUACCUAGACGCAAAUUGAAACGUAUAUGGAUUUUCCUUGUUGUAAUAGCAGCUUUUAAUGUACCCAUUCAAUAUUUGGCAACACUCGGAUUUUGGCCAACAUUCUGGGACAGAUCGAUGACUCAGUUUUGGAGCGAAACGAACUUAAAAUUAAGAAUCCAGCAAUUUUGCCACAUAAGUAACAUGGCCCAUCCGCCGGUUAAACAUAAACUUACGUUAGACUUUUGGCUUUAUUUGUUAUGUUCAAGACAGCGGCACGCUUUUAAAAUGGAAACUCUGGGAAGGUAUGAAGCAGCUGGAGAAAAUGAAGAUGUGUCUGAAUAUAUUGACGAUAUAAACCAUAAGAAUCCUGUUCCGGAUUAUGUAACGUAUACAAGGUGUGACUUGGACUUCAUCAAACGAAUCUUUUUCACAUCUUGGUUUUAUGUGGCACUAUUGUCAACUUUUUUGGCAGGUGCCUUAAUGCCCACCCUCUUGUCCGUUGGGUAUAUUUUGGGUGCCUUUUACUUCCUAUGGCAGGGAAGUGACAUCUAUUUGUUUCAUCCAAAAACCAUUCAAAGAAGAUGGAACAUUCUCUUGGGAUAUUCGAUCGUAGUAAUGAUGAUUCGGGUCACGUAUCAAAUUAUUGGUUGUAUCUUAGUUUAUGAAAAGGAAUUUUAUAUAAACUGUAUGGUGUUAAAGAUCUUCUCGAUUGGUUGCGUGGACAAAUACUCUACUAGUAAAAUAAUACCAAAUCUAUCAACAAAGCAUGAGUGCCAUGCAACCCAUAACGUACUGGGGUUAGGUUAUGACCUUUGGUGCUUCUUUUUUCUCACUUUUCAGCAAAGGAUAUUUAAAAGCUAUCACUUUUUCCAUUUAGUUAACGAUGCUAAAGCUCAAAUUAUUCUGGAAGAUCGAGGUGCUCUCCUAAUUGAAGAAAUAAGGCAGAAGAAGAAGCAUGAGCUCGAUACGAGAGAUGCAAAAAUCAAAGAAAAUUGCAAGAAAAAGCUCGAGCAACUCAAUGAUGCAUAUAAAAAAGCGCUUGGGGAUGUUUAUGAGAAGAGAAGACAGAAUCACUGGCAUAUGCAAAAGAGUGCAGACUAUUUCCUCUUUAAUGAAAACAUGUUAAAAAAUAACAUUGCUUUAUUGCCACCUAAAGAAGAAACUGUUGAUGAUGUAGAUCCGUUUGAUCCGAUGCGCAUAACUCAUGCUAUAGAAUUUCUUGUUGCCAAAGGUGUAUCAGCAUUUUUAGCAGAAAGAUCUGUGAGAAUUAAACAAACAAAGGCACUUAAAGCAGGCAAAAAGCCAGAAGUCGUUAAGAAGAUGACUAUCGUUACUUCAACUUAUUUCAAAUCCGCAGCCAGAACAGUAUAUUAUGACCCAUCGACUCCAAGAAAAAUCUUAAAUGUUUUUAUUCUUUUAUUUGCCUUAAGUGAGUGUUCGAUCGUUAGCAUUUAUGGGUAUUUAAAUAGGAAUACGAAGCCUUUUAGACAAAUUUUAAUCCAAAUGGAUUUGGACAGAAGAGCUUUAAAGGAAAAAACCGAUUUUAAUAAGGGUCAUCGUCAUGAGUUAACAAAAGUGUGGAGCCCAACUGAAUCUUUUAGCGAUAUCAUAAAAGCUACUCGUGCCCAGGACGUGCACGACCAACACCCAGAUCAACCGCGCAUGCUUUACUCAAUAUACUUAAAAUUAAUAAGAGCACUUUGGUUCAUGCUUAUAACUAAUACAGAAUGGUGGUGCUAUUGCGUUAUUAUAUUAAUCCAGACGACAAAAGGCGAUAUGAUGACUUUGCCUAUAAUUUUAUUUACUUUUGGAUGGGGAGUAUUGACUGUACCACGGCCCACGAAGACUUUUUGGAUUGUUUCUAUCUCUUAUACUCUUAUAAUGGUAGGCAUUAAGCUAAUUUUCCUUUUGGAUGUUAUUAAUUGGGACUUCAAUCCCAGGCGAAGCGAAAAUUUAUUCUUUCCCCCUCAAUUCAUCGGAAUGACAAAAACUAUAAAUCUUUACAUCAGUUUGAUAAAUUUGGCUGUUUUGUUCUUGCACAGGGGUAUCCUACAGAUGUUGGGUCUUUGGAAGCCAAAAGUUUACCGUACGAUUUCCCUUAUUACUGAUGGUGCUUAUACAGUUACUAAGGGAAAAUUUACCCUAAUUAAAAAUCCGGAAGCCAGCAAGCAACCGAAAAUAUUAAGUGUUAAAACUGAGAAUAUAUCCCUGGGUACAUAUUUUCCAAAAUCCUUGGUGCAUGGGCUUAGCAAGUAUGGUGAGGGCGUAAAAUUAUUCAUUCAAUACUUAGUCGAACCCGCGUCUGCGCAAAUACCAGUUGACGUAUAUACACCCAUGUUCUUAUGUGAUGUGAUAAAUUUACUUCUUUUAACGUUUUGCUAUGGAAGCUUUAUGAGCUCAGUUGACGAAGAUGGUUUAUACCAGUUUGUCAUGACCAAUCGGGUGCCAGUAUCGUUUAUCAUCGUUUUUCUUGCUUAUAUACUGUUGAUGAUCAUCGAUAGGGCGAUCUACAUGAGACGAAACCGAUUCGCUAAAAUCAUCUACUAUUACCUUCAAGUGUUUUUCAUUCACGUUUGGUUCUUUAUCCUUUUUCCUUUUUUAACUUACAGGAGAGUUAGAGAAACACCAGUAGUUCAAACUUUUUACGUGUUCAAAGCAUUAUACUUCUUAUUAUCAGCCUAUCAAAUUAGAAAUGGGUAUCCCUUACUUAUUUCUUAUCAUACACUUUGGCAUGGAUAUGGUGUGAUAAAUAGAUUUGGAUACAAAUUAUAUACAUGCAUCUAUUAUUUCUUUGAAAUCAGACUUAUCCUGGAUUGGAUGUGGAGCGAAAGCUGCCUCGCUAUUACUGCGUGGUUUAAAAUCGAAGAAAUUACUCAGAACAUGUUUGACCAACGGUGUGAGCAAGUGUAUGAAGAAAAAUACACUUCUCCCACAGGAGAACCAAAGAAACACGUGAGAAAAUACAUAGUAGGCACACCGCUUAUCAUAGGACUGAUACUGUCUGUGAUAUUUCCAUUUAUAUUAUUUUCUCUUGGUAGUCAAGUGGGUAUAGCAACGCGUCCCACUAAAUUUGGUAUUGAUGUUUAUAUGGGGAGUACUGAGCCUAUUUUCAAAACGUAUGCCACUGAGGAGCGUAUUGUAAAAUUUACCACAGAUGAAUACAAAAAUCUUACUAACAUCUUCAAUAACAUUCCUUUCGCCCAAGAUAUGUUCGGUGGAUAUGAAGCAGAGGACGUAAUAGCAGUGAAGUGGUCCACACAAAGUCUAACCACAUGGAAAAUAUCACCUGGAGCAUUCAAGGAAUUAAGAGACCAACUUUUAUCGAAAAAACCUUACGUGAUGUUGAUAGAAAUAACCUUCAGUCACGUGGGUCACGGCGGUAAGGUAAAGGAAGGAAUAUUCAGACAAAGAAGCGUAAUUCAUCCUCUACCAGAUAAACGAAGAGAGCUGCUGUUAAAAAUGUUAGAAUCAAACGUAACUGCAGACUCUGAGCUUUGGUUGGACUAUACAUUUCCCAAAUUUCUACUGAUCACUAAAGAGGGGGAGGCUGAGGCUUUGAGUAUUAUGGCCGAGUCAUAUAGUGACCAACAAAUAGAUGAAGAAAAUGACCUCAUAAUAGAUUUGGAUGAUGUAGAUGCCAAUAAAAAAUUACGCGAUCCCAGAGUUAUGAGACAUCUCUUGCUUAAACUCUCUGUUAGUCCAACUGGUGAGAAAUGGUGGGAGUUACGAGAAGAAUGUCACGCAGUUGACAAUAAUUAUUUUUACUAUCUUAGGGAUCUUGUGCAUAAUCGGUGCGACAAUCUUAUAGUCCUUUACGUGUUUAAUGAGAGGGUUUUUAGUGAUGCUUUGAAUUGGUUAACACAGAGUGGGAUCUUAGGACUAUACCUGAUUUAUUUUUUCUUGGUCAUAGAAGUAAUAAGAGGAUUCAGGAUAGAAGUGGAUGAGAUUUGGGUCGAAGACUUACCCGAUUCGGUCGGUUUGUGGGAUAAAUGUAUGGAGGUGUGUAUAGCAAGAGAUAUGGGAUAUUACGAGUUAGAAGAACUACUCUACGCAGAACUUGUAUUCAUAAUGCGUUCCCGAGAAACCCUUAUAAGGAUGUCAAGAUCAAAGAGCGAAGAGAGUUCUAUCGUUCCAGCAGCUACUAAAGGAACUAGAAGAGCCGGCCCUAAAUAAACCAGGAAGUUUUUUUUUCAUUUUCAUGUUAUAAAUAAUAGUUUAAUUGUUAAAGUUUUUGAAAAUAAAACUCUAAGAUUAUUAUAUAAAAACUAUAA